AGUGCAAGCAUUUUUGUGUAAUGGAACAUAAUUGCAACGCACUGCGUGAUUUAGUGUCGUAUUGAAGCGAGCAUUAAACAUAAACUUAGCUAUGUCUCGACUUACGAUCUUAUUUGUCAUCGCAGUAGCGUAUGAGGUAGUUGGAGAAGGAGUUGCAAAGGAAAAGGCCGCAGACUCUCAACCAGAACAAUCUGGAUACUAUGGCACCGCUCUAGGCGCCGGCCACGGAAUUGGCCUCGCUGGGGCAGCCAUUGCUGGCGGUGCUGGCCUCAUCGCUGGCGGUCCUGGUCUCAUCGCUGCCGGCCCCGCCGUCAUCGCUGGUCCUGGUCUCGUCGCCGGUCCCGGUCUCGUCGCCGGUCCCGCUCUCGUCGCCGGCCCCGCCAUCGGAAGCGGAGCCGCCCUCAACAGCGCCGGCUCCGUCGGUGCUGCCCAGCUCAGUGCCAUCCAGAACGCCCAGGCCGUCCAAGCCGCCCAGAUCGCCAACUCCGCCGCCGCCGCCAUCCAGGGUGCCCGUGUGACCGAGGCCGCCGCGAGGGCGGGACAGGCUAACGCCAUCACCAACGCCCAGGCUCUCGACGCCGCCCGCGUCGCCAACAUCCAAAGGGCUCAGGCCGCGGCCUGGGAGAACGCGAGGGCCAUCGAAGCCGCGAGACGCGCCGCCGCCGCCAGCGCCGCCGAGGUAGCCCGUGCCGUGGAGGCCGAGCGCCUGGCGCACGCCGCCCGAGUGCAGGCCGUCGCCAUCGCCAACACUCGCGCCGUGGAGGCAUCCCGCAUCGCCAACGCCGCGAGAGCGCAGGCCGCUGCCGUCGCGUCCAGCGCCGCCCAGGCUCAGGCUGUAGCUGACUCCGUCGCCAGGACCGCGCACGACGCCGGCGGCCUGCUGCUCGGCGGCGGCCCCGGCCUGGUCGCGGUCGGCGGCCCCGGCCUGGUCACCGUCGGCGGCCUCGGCGGCAUCGCCGGCGUCGGCCUGGGCUACGGCGCCGGAGUCGGCUACGGACACGGCUACGGCUACGGCAUCGGCAUCGGCAAACACUAA
Molecule: messenger RNA, 1036 nt
Organism: Ostrinia nubilalis (European corn borer)
Lineage: Eukaryota; Metazoa; Arthropoda; Insecta; Lepidoptera; Crambidae
Product: fibroin heavy chain-like
Exons: 3
Coding region: 92-1036 (314 amino acids)
Source: RefSeq, a predicted model, not a curated record